Molecule: messenger RNA, 5102 nt
Organism: Daphnia pulex (common water flea)
Lineage: Eukaryota; Metazoa; Arthropoda; Branchiopoda; Diplostraca; Daphniidae
Gene: Hasp
Product: sushi, von Willebrand factor type A, EGF and pentraxin domain-containing protein 1-like
Exons: 23
Coding region: 234-4583 (1449 amino acids)
Cellular component (GO): extracellular region
Molecular function (GO): peptidase inhibitor activity
Source: RefSeq, a predicted model, not a curated record
GUUCAGUGUCUCUUGGUCUUCGAUCGAGUCAGGUUGUACUGCAAGCAGACGCUUGAUCCUUCGAUAUAUUCCGCCUCUUUCUCUCUGUCUUCUUCUAUUUUCGAUUAUUUGCCCGACUGGCGAUAUUCAUUCCAUUUGCUAAUCAUAAAUCGAAUCACAACCAGCUAGGGAGAAACACCAAUUUCUCGUCGAGUUACUUGAAUGGGCACGAGGAGCAUCAAGUUCGAGUGACCAUGUCGAGGAUCGUGAUACUGAUGGCAGUGAUUCUCCACGUGCUCUGCGCUAAAGAUGAAACCAACGCCGGGGAUGGACAGAAAUUCGGCUACGGAUUCACAUACGUCCGCGGAGGAAACGUCGCCGGACUGACGGCUCGAGGGCGAAACGGCAGCGACCCUACGGGACUCAAUUGGCAGGCGGAUAGUCCAAUCGGUGGCGGCGAUGCGGAUGACGAAGACGAAAACGACCAGGACGACGUAUUCAUCCGACCAUGGAACGACGGCGGAUUGAACCUGCUUCCAGCCCAGUCCUCCUAUAUUCCGGAGAGGAAAUCCUUCAAGAACCCGCGCAACGUCCCGUCAGAUUCCUGCCCACGCGACGAAGAUCUCGCCCAGGCUCAGGGUCGAACAUGCCUGAGGAAAUGCUUGGCUGACGAGGAUUGCCGAAGCCCACGUAAGAAAUGUCUAUGCGACGGCAUUUGCGGACUGUCUUGCAUCAAACCCGAUCGUGAAUGUCACGACGAACUGGGUAAUCCGGACAGAGGUAACGUGAUCUUAACUGGGCGCUUAUUUGGAGAUCGCGCCAUCUACACUUGUGAGGAAGGCUACCGCUUAGUCGGAGUGGAAUUCCGGCUCUGUCAAGCCGAUGGAUCGUGGUCGGCCACCGAACCAGCCUGUCAUAAAAUCGUUCAGAGCAGCGGAUAUUGCGACGAACCGCCCAUCGUACCCAACGCUCGUCACAACGCACCGCAAGAGCAAAACAGCUUCGCUCCCGACACCGAACUCCAAUAUCAAUGCUACCUGGGUUACAACACUUUGGGCUUCGCUCGAGCCAGAUGUCUGCAGUACAACCAGACCGUCAAAUGGUUCGGUCCCGACUUUAAAUGUGAAGCUCGAUCUUGCGGUGAGCCGACCGACAUAACCAACGGACGACACGAAGGCGAAUGCCACGCAUUCGGCUGUCGUGUGACCUAUUACUGCACGGCUGGAUUCGAUCUGGUCGGAAGAGCCAACCGCUACUGCCAGGCCGAUGGUACUUGGACUCCAGGAGAGUUGCCCAUCUGUGUCCCUGUCCAGUGCCCCAUACCCAGCGACCCCGAUCUUGGCAAGGCCAUCUUCAGUUCUACCAGCUAUAAUUCCAUCGUGUCCUACGAGUGUCUUUACGGCAACUCCCUGGUCGGUCAACCCACAAGACGUUGCGGUCCGGACAAACGAUGGCUGGGAGAAGAACCCUUUUGUCGAGAAAUCAACUGCGGAUCACCCGGACUCAUUCCCAACGGAUGGAUUGAAAAUCUUCACUUGGGGACUUCGCUGGGCACGUCCAUUAUUUACCGCUGCAACAAGAACAUGAAGCGGAUUGGCGCAUCGUCUGCCACUUGCGAGAAAAGCGGCCGCUGGAGCUACAACCCGCCUCAAUGUUUAUCAUCUUGCGUGGUGCCGAUGGUGGAACGCGGAGUCGUCCGCAACGUCACGGCCGGAUCGAUGGUGUCCCACGGUGAGAACCUGACCCUCGAGUGCAUCAACUUGUACGAGCCGGCCCACGGAUUGGCCACCUUCACCUGCAAUAACGGAACGUGGAACGUCAUUCCUCGAUGCGAACCCGCUCGAUGUAAAUCGCUGCCAAGACGACCCCGUCACGGAAUGGUGAUUGCUCCGAGAAUGGAGCACGGAUCAAGGGCACUCUACAAGUGCAAAGAUGGUUUUCAACUGGCCGGAUCCAACGUCACCGAAUGCAACUAUGGAAACUGGUCCGGCUUGCCGCCCACCUGCCAAGAGAUCUACUGCCCGUUUCCCGGCUACAUCGCCAACGGUAAGGUCAUGCUCAUGGGAAAUAUGGGCUACUAUGAUUACCGGCCCUACGUCAAGAAGGUCACCAACAAUCGGCAGAUCAUGUACGAGUGCGAUCGCGGAUACAAGCUGGAUGACGACGGACCGCCGGGUGCCACAUGCGUGGCCGGUAGGUGGAGCCCCAAACAGUUGCCGAGAUGCGUCGCCGAGCAACACUCGCGCGGCCGCUGGGCGCGAUCCAUCAAGUCCGGACGAACACCCGUCGCCAUUCGACCGGGAGGCAAAAAGAGCUCGGGAAAGAGCACUCGACGUAAGCAAGGAUCCAGGCGUAACGAGCAAGAUUACGACGACGGACAGCAGCACGAAUCGAGAGAUACUUGUGUACCACUGGCCGUCGAACCACAUGCCACAAUCCAGGUGGUGACUCCUGGAAAAAAUGCCAGUGACAUGUUCAGCACUGGGGUUGUGCUCAGCAUCACCUGCGCUGAAGGCUACAGGCUCAAUGUCGGAAACCGGACUGUUCGUUGCAAACGAGGCGUUUGGAAACCGGAACGACCGACUUGUUUACUCAUUCCGUGCACCAUUCCGGAUGUGGAGAAUUCUGCGUUCCAGCUCAACGAUUCGACCGUGUUGGCGGCCAACUCUGAGAUUCCGCACAAUGAAACGGCAUUGUUUGGUUGUAAUGCCGGAUACGUCAUCCAAGGACCGGAAGUCUACCGCUGCUGGUUCGGCGAAUACAUCAACACCCACGGGCAGACGUCCGAGUGCGUCGCUGCACCUUGUGAGCUGCCGCGAAUCUCUUACGGGGAAUACACGGCCGGAUACCGGGCCGGAUUGACCGUGGCCAAUGGAUCGACGGUCGAUUACACUUGCUUCGAGCCCAACUAUGUCAAGAUCAAUCCGGGGCCUAUCCAGUGUCGACUGGGCGAGUUCAUUCCCGACUUCCCAAUUUGCCGGACCCGCUCCGAUCGAUUCGGCGUCGACGAUUUCGGUCGAAUCGCUUGGCAAGAGUUUAAAGGCGGCGGAGACAUCACUGAAGGCGGAAUCAUGGUUUUGAUGGACCGGAAUAAACGAAACUGUUCCGAGCCUCAUCGCGUUCACGGAUCGCUGGUUUUCAGAGACGGCGAGCCCAAAGAAGGCGAGAAAAACAGGUUUCCCCACGGCUCUCAAGUGACUUUCCAAUGCGUUUCGGGACUCAAUAAAGACCGCACAACGUGGCAAAUUGUCUGCUCCGAUGGAUCGUGGAACGGUCGACCUUUAAGCUGCGACGGUGAAGUCUUUGUCGAAGGACUCGGCCAGCCGUCCAACAAAUCUUGCAUCUUUCGCAACAACGAAGCGAACUUGAUGACUUUCUACGAAGACCAACAGAUCACCGAAGACGUGGUCGAAUUCCCGCCGGGUACCGAACUAAUUUCCCGUUGCUACGAUAUCGGCAAGUUUGCUUUCACCGGAUCGGUUCGUCGUCGCUGCAGCCGUGGCGAUUGGACGGGCAUGAAACCGGCCUGCGUCGGUCUCAGCCAAGAAAACGAUUACGCCCUCGAGAAGCCACCGACGAUCCUCUUCCGCCACCAAUUGGGUCCCAUCGCCCAGAGUAAUGACGGUAGGCUUAUUGUCUAUCCAGGAACCAUUGUCCACAUGGAAUGUCUCUGGAUCCGGCGAUUUGGCACUCCCAAAUGGGAAGUUUCUCAUCAGUACAGGAAAUACCCAGAAGGAUGGACAGAAGAAGAAGGACGGGAUAAAACGCUGGAAUAUCGACUGAGUAUUUUCCACGCUCAGAAAGAUGAUUCGGGCACGUUCACGUGUACGACGCCUACGCGCCAUCAGCACAGCGUCGAGAUUAUCGUGCAUCCGGUUCAUUGCCCAUCCAUUGUGGAGCGCAAGGGAUUGGUGGCAUCGACUAAAAACACGAAAAUGGGAGUCAAAGUUCAUUUUUCCUGUCACAAUAGCAACUCGCUGAUUGGCGCUCCUGAACUGACUUGCCUGCCGUCCGGCAGUUGGAGCUCGCCCACCCCGUUCUGCGAGAGCGUCCUCUGCCCGGACAUCACCAACAUCACCAACGAUCGAAUUUUGCGAGUCUCCAUCGUCAGCCGAGAAGUUGGCGGACGUGCUCUAUUCUCCUGCCCGCCCGGUUUCACCAUACGGGGUGCGGGAACCGAGUCCGUCUGUCAAUCGACUGGGGAAUGGGCCCAACCGCUACCCCGUUGCGAAGAAGUGGUUUGCGAACCACCAACCAACCCGGAAAACGGAUACAUUCAAGGGGGUAGCACCUACAAGGCUGGUGAAGUGGUCCAGUUUCAUUGCCACCGUGGUUUCAUGGUCGAGGGACAGCCCAUAGCAGUUUGUCAAGAUAACGGCAAAUGGUCCGGCACUUUCCCCAAAUGUUUGCCGGCUUGCCCGUACCCCGGAACAACAAUUGGAGGGACGAUUUCCAUGGUCAAGUUCUACUACCCCAUCGGAGAAACUGUAACAUUCGAUUGUUCAACUGGUCUAGUCCUUCAGGGCAGCCCGAAUCUUCACUGUCAAAAGGGUGGCAAGUGGUCGUCGGCGGUGCCCACUUGUAUUCCAGCUCAGAACAAUUAGGAAACAUCUUGCUGGCUGCGCAAACCAACCAACACACACGUACACACACAUGUUUUCUUUUUCUUUUUCUCUCUCUUAAUCGAUCAAUUAUUGUCGGCAAUUACUACCUACAUUUAAUCCAAAAGUCGAUGUCAAAAGUCGUUUCUCUUUUUUUUUGGCUUUCAUUCCCCCCUACCAGCAGAUGAAAGUUACCAACGAUCAACUUCAUUUUUAUGAUAAUUUCUCUGAUAAUAUAUCAACCUUCAUUUCGAUGUUUAAAAAUCGAUAUACAACGUAUAUAUAUUUGCAACGGAACGAGUAAGUAUAGAUAGCUGAAUCAGAGAUUUCGUUGACACCUUUGAAACGUUACAAUUCAUAGCAUUUAUUUACACUCUCGGUCUGUGUGAUUUAUAUAUAACUGCUUUGUGUUUUAUAAAAAUUUUCGAUGUUUAUUCGCAAAAAACCGAAACCCUGACAAAAAAUACUCUGAAAAUUUGACUUGACUGUUGACGUCAAAUAUAAUAACGACAAAUUUCAAAA